This is a messenger RNA of Thunnus maccoyii (southern bluefin tuna), 4161 nucleotides long. RefSeq names its product ring finger protein 139 (gene rnf139). Gene Ontology annotation, cellular component: endoplasmic reticulum; endomembrane system. The record is from RefSeq and is a predicted model, not a curated record. Lineage: Eukaryota; Metazoa; Chordata; Actinopteri; Scombriformes; Scombridae. The coding region runs from base 432 to 2546 and encodes 704 amino acids. The transcript is spliced from 6 exons. Gene Ontology annotation, biological process: ERAD pathway. Gene Ontology annotation, molecular function: ubiquitin protein ligase activity; zinc ion binding.
CACCGGAACAGACGUUCGGUUACGUCACGUUGGAACAGUCCUUCUCGAACAGCCUAGCAACUUCUGCGGUCUUCAAAAAAAAAAAAAAAAAAAAAAAAAAAAGAGGAAAAAAAAACUUACUGAAGCGCUAACAACCCGGACAGAAAAUGGACGCUAGAAAGAUAUCUUAUAUCUUGAUGUUUUCCUGAGUGCUGCGGUGUGACGGCUGGUGGCGGUAAUAACGCGACAGUCUGGCGUUAAACAGAAGAAGAAGCAGCAACAGGAGGUUGAGCGGAGCGGACAUGGCGGACGACAGCAGGUUCCCAGCUGCCAGAUAAACGCCAGCAAAAAAAGCAAAGCGGAGGACGAGAGGCAGCUGCCGGGGGACUUUUUUAAUGUUACAUGGAUAACCGGCGCUCUCCGGGACUGUAAGCCCUCCCAACUGAAGCCGCAUGGCGUCCACUCAAGCCCGGCUGGGCCAGCAGGCCUUAGCGGUGCUAGAUGUGGCUCUGCGAGUUCCCUGCAUCUUUAUUAUCGACGCCAUUUUUAACUCUUAUUACGACCCCGGUUCGGGCUGGGCCGGGGCGAUGGGGAAGGUUUUGGUCAGAGUCAUGGGCGUCCUCAUCUCCAGUGUGGUGCUGCUGCUCUCCCAGAAAGCCUUGUUCAAGUUCUACACCCUCUUCUUCGCCGUUCUCCUGGGCAUGGCGGCGGUCCUCAUCAACUACUACGCCACCUCUCACAUAGACUUCUACAGCGCCUACUACAAAGCGGCGCUGGGCUUCAGGCUGCUGCCGAGGAACGGGCCGACGCUGUGGCUGGGCAUGGCCGCCGUCCAGCUCGUCUUCGGGGUGGGCUACGUGUUCCUGCUCAACCUCCAGUCCGUGUGCGCCGCGCUGGUGGUCCUGGACAUCAUGAUCCCUCUCUGGGGGUUGAUGAUCGAGCUGCCCGUGGACGUCAGGCAGCUGGUGGCCGUGUUCUCGGGCCUGGCGCUGGCCCUCAACACGGCCGUGUGCCUGGCCAUGAGGCUCAAAUGGUUUUACUACUCCUGCCGGUACGUCUACCUGCUCGUACGGCACAUGUACCGGAUCUACGGGCUUCAGCUGCUGCUAGAGGACACGUGGAAGAGGAUCAGGUUCCCCGACGUGCUGCGGGUGUUCUGGCUGACCCGGGUCACCGCCCAGGCACUGAUACUGGUCUACGUGGUGCGGGCGGUGAGGAGGGAGAGCGGCGACGCCACGGGCGCUGCAACAGACGGCAGCUCUGACUCACAGGGUUACCUGCUGAGCUGGGACGUGUUCUGGGAUCUGACCAGUAACCUGAUCAUCUCCGGCUGUGACUCCACGCUCACCGUUCUGGGGAUGAGCGCCGUCAUCUCCUCCGUGGCGCACUACCUCGGCCUCAGCAUCCUGGCCUUCAUCGGUUCGACGGAGGAGGAAGAUAAACGUUUAGGUUUUGUGGCUCCCGUUCUGUUCUUCAUCCUGGCUCUGCAGACCGGCCUUAGCAGCCUGGACCCCGAGGAACGCUUAGUCCGCCUGAGCCGCAACAUGUGCCUUCUGCUGACGGCCAUCCUGCACUUCAUCCACGGCAUGACCGACCCCGUCCUGAUGUCCCUCAGCGCCUCUCACGUCUCCUCUUUUCGCCGCCAUUUCCCCGUGCUGCUGGUGUCCCUGGCGCUCUUCGUGCUCCCCGUGGCGCUCAGCUACGCCCUCUGGCACCACUACGCCCUCAACACCUGGCUCUUCGCCGUCACCGCCUUCUGCGUGGAGCUCUGCCUCAAGGUGGUGGUGUCGCUGACGGUCUACGGCCUCUUCAUGGCCGACGGCUUCUCCAACGUUUUGUGGGAGAAGCUGGACGACUACGUCUACUACGUGCGCUCCACGGGCAACAUCAUCGAGUUCCUGUUCGGCGUCAUCAUGUUCGGGAACGGCGCCUACACCAUGAUGUUCGAGUCGGGCAGCAAGAUCCGCGCCUGCAUGAUGUGCCUGCACGCCUACUUCAACAUCUACCUGCAGGCCAAGAACGGCUGGAAGACCUUCAUCAACCGCCGCACGGCCGUGAAGAAGAUCAACUCCCUGCCGGAGGUGCGCGGCGACCAGCUGAGCGACAUCGAGGACGUGUGCGCCAUCUGUUACCAGGAGUUCGCCACCUCGGCGCGCAUCACGCCCUGCCACCACUACUUCCACGCGCUGUGCUUGAGGAAGUGGCUCUACAUCCAGGACACCUGCCCCAUGUGCCACCAGAGAGUCUACGUGGAGGAGGAGAGCCGAGACAGAGCCGCCUUCUCCAACAACAACGGGGGCUACGCAGCCGCGCCGCAGGACGCCGCUCCAGCAGCCCCUCCGGCGGCGGGGGAAAACCAGCACGGACAGCCAGACGACGAGCUGCCGGUCGACGGGGCGGCGGCUGGAGCGGCGGCGGCCGCGGGGGGGCCGGGAGAACUGGACAACGAACUGCUGGAGGACAACGACAGCAUAGAGUACGACGAAGACGAGUGGGGGACUCAAAACGGCGGCACGCCGAUAGAAGAAGACUAUAUCAAUGAUGACACAGACUCCACAGAGGACUGACAAUAAAAGAUCUAUAGAUAAAUAUACAUAUAUCUUUAUUAUAUUUAACUUAAAAAGAAUUAUAAAACACAACUUCAGCAACUUAAUUUGUUCUUGAAAAAUGUCAGGGAUGUCAUUUUCUUUUUUUUUUCUUUUUUUUUUCUUGUUAGUUUCUUUUUGUUUGAUUUUGAAUUUGGGUUUUACUCUAUAAGGGCUCAAGGAAGAGUAACUGCUGCUCUCAGUCUGUGUGUAUGAAUGCAUCUGUGUGUGUGUGUGUGUGUGCGUGUGUGUGUGUGUGUGUGUGUGUGUGUGUGUGUGUGUGUGCGUGCGUGUGUGCGGGGGCUGCGUGACGUAGACCACAUGUGGGCACAGCUGUCUCUCUACACUGUUUAUUUUCCCCACAUCUCAAAAAAAAUCACACACACACAUCAGUCAGAUGAAAUAAAAAUAUCAGAUCUCUGCCUCGUUGAGCAAACUAUUGAACGAAGGAAGGAAGUUUCAGCUACUGUUUUAAAUUUAGUCACUUAUGCAGCCCCAAUGAGCAGGAUAUAUAUAUAUAUAUAUAUAUAUAUAUAUAUAUAUAUUUAUAUAUGUAUAUAUCUACCUGGUGUGUGUGUGUGUGUGUGUGUGUGUGUGUGUGUGUGUGUGUGUGUGUGACUGCCGACAUGAAAUGUUGCUCAGAUGAUGUCUUAAAGAUGCAGUUCACGUUUCCCUUGCAGUGUAUUAUUUGGAGGGAAAAUGCUGGAGAGUGUUUUGGUUCGUUAACGACAAAACCGCGGAACAAAUCCGAGCUCGGAUCAAUCUGACGAGUCGGUGUAUUUGAGUGUUUCAGGACUGAUUUUAUAAAUGUGAAAUAAGUUUUUUUGUGUAUGUUUGACUGACACGGCAGACUCUUUGGGAAUAAGAGAAGACUGGAGCGGUGAUCGUCGGCAGUUUUUAAAGGCUCAAAACAUCGAUUUAAAUCGUCUAAACUAAAUCAGCCUCUCAAAAUCCCGACUCGCAGAUUGAUCGCAGCCCAAGUUUGAGGUUUAAUUUGUUCCAACGUUUUUUUUUUAUUUUGUCGUCUUGAACAGAAUAUUUGUGAGAGAGAGAGAGAGAGAGAGAAGCAGUUUUCUAUCAACUCUGCGCCAACCAGAGAGGAAAAACAAAGAGAGGUGUGUCUGAUUUUUAAAGUGACUUCCUACUGUAAUCACUGAUAUACCUCUUAUCAUUACUUAACUACUGGUCUCUUGUGUGACCGCGCUUACAUUUGUGUACGUUAUUGUACAUAUAAUAAAAACAGAUACAUGCACACUUUCUCCUUUUUUAGGAUAAAAGAAGUUUGUUUUUUUUCUCCCCCCCCCCCUGCCCCCCUCCCUCAGUUAUGCUACUUUUCCUCAUUUCUCAUAAUCAGUAUUCAGUUUUGGUUAAAAGCUUUUUUAUUUUAUUUUCAGACCCAGAAUCGGUUGUUAUAUGAUAAAGAGUGCUGGUGUGGAGUCGCAGUGCAAGCUUACAAAUGAAGAGCUCGAUCCCAAAAAAAAAAAAACAAAUGUAUUGGAUAAAAUGAUUUCUCUGUACAUGUCCCAAAAAAUCCAUCAUGAAAAGCUGCAAGUUCUUCUGUCUACUGUGAAGUACUUGCUUUCUUUUUUUUUUUUUU